Leptonychotes weddellii (Weddell seal) is the source of this 3345-nucleotide messenger RNA. It is a transcript of the gene DBF4B, whose product is annotated as DBF4B-CDC7 kinase regulatory subunit. Gene Ontology annotation, cellular component: Dbf4-dependent protein kinase complex. NCBI's taxonomy places the organism in Eukaryota, Metazoa, Chordata, Mammalia, Carnivora, Phocidae. Gene Ontology annotation, biological process: positive regulation of nuclear cell cycle DNA replication; regulation of cell cycle phase transition. The record is from RefSeq and is a predicted model, not a curated record. Gene Ontology annotation, molecular function: zinc ion binding; nucleic acid binding; protein serine/threonine kinase activator activity.
CAGCUACGACGCUCUUGUGGGGCGGAGCCGACAGGAAAUUUAAACCGGAGCCGCGGCCGACGGCGCCUGGAGACUGACAAUGUACUCGUGCAGUUCCCGUCGGCACGCGGCCGUCUGAAAUCGCUCAUGGAGCCCGCGAAUAUAACGCGGAGGCCUUGAGGAAGGAGUACGGAGGCCGAGAAGGAGCCGAGAACUUGAGGAGGGAGCCAGGCAAGGGUACGGAUGCCGGGAAGGGGAAGAUGGGGUGAGAAGGCGACGGCAGCUUCUCUGAGCUGCAGAGUUCUAUGGCGGAGAGUAGGCUCCGGGCUCCGGACCUAGGGACUCAGCUGGGAGUUUCCAGUUGUCUGGAAAAAUGCUGGAAGAGCUCACCAGACACUGGGAAGCAGCCCUUCUCUGGAAAGUCCUUUUAUCUGGAUCUGCCUGCCGGCAAAAGUCUCCAGUUUUUGACGAGGGCCAUCCAGCAGCUGGGUGGGGUAAUUGAGGGUUUUCUGAGCAAAGAAGUAAGUUACAUCGUGUCCAGCCGCAGAGAGGCGAAAGCAGAGAGCAGUGGGACAAGCCCCAGAGGCUGCCCCAGCCCCAGCAAGGUCAGAGGACAGACACUAUCCAUGGCCCAUCCGAAGGGCGGCCACACCAGGCCUUCACAGAAGCCUGCAGACUCGGUGCCCAGGAGCAGAGGCAAGGAGCUACUGCAGAAGGCCAUCAGAAACCAGGAGAGUGGCAGCAGGGGAGGUGGCGGGAGAAGCAGCAGUCUCCUGACCAGUGCCCGCGCCUGGGGAGUGAGGAUCCUGCACGUGGACGAAAUGCUGAUGCACGUGCAGCAGCUGUCUCUUGAUACUGUGUGUGUGAAGAAACAAGGGCCAAAGAAGAAGCCAGAGGUGGGUCGUCCUGCUGAACUGAAGGGAAAUGGACAGUCUGCAGUGGUGAAGUCUGUGACAGCUUCGGGAACAUGUCCAGCAGAGUCAAGAACGCGAAAAGUGGCCAGGCUGAAGGCACCGUUCCUCAAAAUCGAAGAUGAGAGCAGGAAGUUUCGUCCCUUCCACCAUCAAUUUAAGUCCUUUCCUGAAGUUUCUUUUCUGGGACCCAAAGAUGCAAGUCCCUUUGAGGCCGCGAUGACCCCGGGCAGCUCGCAUCAUACCAGAGAACCCAAGGACCGCGAGCCGAGCCUGCGAUCGGCCGCCCGCACCCUGCCCAGGAGGAGGAAGGGCUUCUGUGAGUGCUGCCAGGAGGACUUUGAGGAGCUCCACGCGCAUCUCCAGAGCACCCGGCACCGGGGCUUCGCCCUAGAAGCCCACCCGUAUGCAGAAGUCGAUCGGGUCAUUGCCCAGCUUGGCCACAGCUUUGCCGACGCCCCCUCCCGGGCCGGCCUCCCCAGGCAGCCGGGCUCCCCGUCUUCAGAUGGUGACCCUCUGUGGCCUGAGACUCUGCCUCCCGGCCAGCCCUCCCAGCCCCGGGCCGCAUGUCCCGGGAUGAGACAGGAAGACGAGCUCCCGGCCCCGGGCGCCCCAGAGCGAGCCGGCUCGGAGGGCAGCGUGAAGCCACCCGCCGAGCCCAUGGGGGCUGGCCACGUGCCAGGACCAGUAGCAAGCUGCCGGGAGCUGGGGGGCUCAACGGAUGUCAUUGCAGACCCCUCAGGGACGCCAGGGUCCAAGAGCCCUGUACGCCAGCGCCUCCCAACACGCUCUGGUUCUGCGGAAUUCUCCAGCCUGGACGUGGCCCCUGUUGGCCACAAGCGGAAGGUUCAGCUCCCCGGUGGCAAUCCCGAGAAGAGGUCAGGGGUCUCCCGGCCACAGGCCUCCUCCUUCGUUCCGAGAGCCAGCAGCCCCUGUGGCACCAGGACAACCAGUGGCAGGCCUCUCCUCUGCCUUCCCCUUCCGGGCUGUGAGCACAGGCCCUUGGCCUCCCUCCUCCCCGUCCCAGAGCCCCUCCCCUGGCAGCCCACGGAAAGGCCAGCAGAGCCCCCUUGGCCUGGGGGAGGAUGGCCCCCCGGGAUCUGAGGAGUCUGAGCGUGCAGCCCCCCCAUCCCUGGCCCUGUCCGCGGCCGGCUGGCUCCAGGCCAGCUGUCAGCCCACCUGCACUCAGCGGCGGACAUGCAGGCCCCAGAGGGACCUGCGAGGGCCAGUCCGCCAGCGGAGGAGCCGGCUGCUCCCAGUGGUCCUGCCCACCGCCCCCGGUCUCCCAGCACCCGCAGAGGACUGCUCCCCGGAGUUCCCUGGGGCCGCAGCAGCCCCCAGCCUGAGGGCCAGAGACGCAGAUCCUAGUGCUGCACACCGCCCGGGAAGGGGAGCGCCUCAGGCCUCCCCGCCAGAGCCGGAAGAGCCCGGGGCCUGGCCUUUGAAGUCCAGGUGAACAGCCGAGGUCUCGGCCGAGCUCUGUGGGGUCGACAGAGCCAGUCCACCCACUCGCCGGGUCUUGGGGGCGUGCCAAGAGAGUCUGGGCUGGGGGCUGCUCUCUGCCCCUACCUCCAGCCGUGUCCCGACUGGGCAGCCCGCUACGGUGCGCUCGUCCCUGCCAGCCGCCCGCUCCAGGAGGCAGGGGGCAGAGGGAGGGGCCGCAAAGAAGCCACCACAGCAGGAGCCCUGGCCCGGCUUCCUGUCCCUCUGGAGGCACUUGCCUCUUGCUGCGCCCGGUUUUAUUGUUACCCACCCCCACCCCAGCCUCCUUUCCCAGGAGCAUGUGGCUCCCCUGCUGUCUGAAAUGCCUGUGUGUCCCUCCCCCGGCCCCCCACGCUCACACACACACAGAUCCUCAGGAACAUAUGAAGCAGAGGGGCUGGCUGCGGGGCCCCCAGAGCUCCCUCGCCCCUGCGUUUGGUGGGAGCCCAGCACUGAACGGACCUUUCCCCUGAGUCCGGGGAUGGCCAGACCCCCCCACCCCGCUCUUCCCUGGCUGCCCCCCCAUUUCUGCUACUCCAGGGUCAGCGGUUCACCUGCCAACUUCUGCAUCACCCUCUUCCCUCCCUCCCUCCCUCCUUCCCCAAGGACCUCCCCUCAUUUCUUUUAGCCAAGCCAUUAAUCUGGAGACAGAGAUGGGUUUGCUAUCGAUUCUCUGGCCACUUUUUUUUUUAUUGCAUUUUGUGCUGUGGUUCUUCUCACCCUUCUCUGCCUCAGUGCGUUUGUUUCUUUAAAUGUUGGAGCUACAAGAAGCCUGGUGCUAUUCUGUGGCUCAUUUUGGAGGAAGAAAGGGGGGCCUAGCUGCGGGUGAGGACCUGAGUUGUUACUUUGGAAAUAGAGUAACUCUGUGUACAACCCGCAUAGAGGUCAUGUUUGGCCUUUUUAUGCCAUUCCUGUUAAAUUUCACAAUUAAUCUUGGUUCAGGAACUGUAAAUAAAUUUGUUAAUAACAAAUA